This is a messenger RNA of Mercenaria mercenaria, 2689 nucleotides long. Its product is annotated as NXPE family member 4-like. Bases 1 to 1758 code for a protein of 585 amino acids. The record is from RefSeq and is a predicted model, not a curated record. Lineage: Eukaryota; Metazoa; Mollusca; Bivalvia; Venerida; Veneridae. The transcript has 7 exons.
AUGGGAAAAAUCAACACAUGUGUAAAAUUACAUGAGACACGACAAAUAUCAACAAAGAGAGCUUUGUUCAUUUUCAUCGCAACCACUCUUGUAUUAAUACUCACACUGGUAAUUGACAACAGAGACAGCUCAGGCUCAAGCUUUUCAAUUCAUCAAAUAUCAUCAUCAACAACAAAAACAACAACAAUACCAAGAAGACCAGAAGCGACCGGACGGCUUAUAAGAUCACAACCGUUCUACUAUGGCGUUGAUGGCCCACGUGAUCCAAGGUUUUACAAUAUCAUACCUGAGGAGGAAGCAUUGACGUUUCCACCAUGCAAAGAUAUAAAUCAAGCGGCUUCAACACAGUACUCAAAAGUAUCACUAGCAGACCAUUCCAAAGACACGUACGCUAUUGGUGAAACAAUACGAGCUGUUGUCACUUUGUUCAACGGCUAUGGUAAACGCAAAUAUUCCGGAGGAGAUCAGAUUAGAGCUACAAUCGAAAGCAACAUGUUCUUGGCGUCGGCUCCUUGCGUGAUUACAGACAACAGAGACGGGACUCAUGCGGUAUUUUGUGAAGCACUGUGGAGUGGCGAUUCAAAAAUAAACGUUUCACUAGCAUAUACAAGAGAGGUGAUAACACGGCUUUAUGACAGAAAACUUAAGACUUUACCAAAGAAUCUGAUAUAUGGAACGUAUAUGAAAGGAAAUUACACGGAGGACACUCCUUGUCAUCCAAUCCGUAAAAAUCUUCUAAUUUUAACCAGUUAUACAGAGAUUUGUGACUUAACUAGCCAGAACUCCGGAAUGCCAUUUUUCUGCGGGAGACCAAGCAAUGAAAACUUAUUGUGUGAAGACUUGCAGGUUUUGAAUUUGGAUCGACUCGGUUCGAAUUCUGUCAAAGGAUCUUUAACAGACUGUGAGAGGAAGCUGUUCCAAAGCGCACACCACACAUUGGAACCGAGUUUAUCUAUUUAUGUUGCUAACAGGAUCGAAGAGAAAUAUGUGUCUGUGAUAGACAAACCGUCUAUACCUUGUUCACAGUACAAUGUUUCCCUAACUUGGCAUUCCAGAAGACCCACUGGCUUCUUUUAUGGCGGAAAAUGGAACUUACGUAAUUGUCUUGGUACAUCACAACAACGUCUAAUGUCGUGUCUUCGGAACAGGCGUUUAUAUUUGAUUGGCGAUUCGACAGUGAGGCAAUGGUUUACAGCUGUUCUAGACCGUUUUAAAUGUAAGAUGGCGAAUGAAGAUUUCUGGAAAUGUCCAAAAUGUCAGAAAAAGGUACAGUGUACCAAUAAAGACAUUAAUUUCGAAACAGUAUGGUACCAGCAUGGUCAGCCAAACCGUAUGAAAACAGGAUGGUACACUAAGAACACUUGGUACUCCACGUCCUAUCAUAUAGACAAAAUACCACGAGAAGAACGUGCUAUUGUACUGAUACAUAUUUAUUUGCAUGUGCAUGGCUACCACAGUGAUGUUUUUAAGCAAAGGAUGCAAAUUAUUCGAAAAAGUGUCGAAAAUUACUUAUCACAAAGCAAACACUCUAUAGUCCUGAUUAAAGCACCACAUACGCAUUUUGAUGUUCCUUUGGGUGACUUUUCUGGCUAUGUGUUUAGUAAGAUUUUAUUUGAUGUGUUUGAUGGUUUACACGACAAAGUCGUGUUGCUUAACAAUAGAGACGCAACUCAAGCUCAGCACGAGGUUCCGAUACAUCCACGGAAAAAUAUAGUUAAUGCGAUGGUUGACCAGAUGAUGAGCUAUGUUUGUAAUUAGUCAAUGUCAGAUUACAGUUUUUUGUAAUUAAGAUGUUUUCAGUGGGUUCGAUAUUUAAGUAACACCAGUGGCGUUGGUCAAAAGUAGACCCCAAUUUUUAUUGUUGAAGAUCCAAGAUUGUAUUAAGUACAUAUAGGUUAUGAGUAACACCCGAAUGGCUCCAUUAGUUUCAAGGAAGAAUUUAAACCUUGACGAGGCGUGAAGCUAAAUAGGGGGUCGAACGUAUAUUGGCUAGAUAAAAUUUUAAACGAGAGCAAAAGGUUUGCGAAACGUAAAAUGAAGCACAUGAGCGAAGGAUAAGACAUGUACAAUACAAUUCAAUACAAUACACAAUACAAAUUUUAUCUAAAGUCUUUGCAUAUAUAGCUAUUUACCGACAUAAUGUACAUAUUUGCCUAAUUUAUCUGAAAUUUCUUAUUGGCUUGGAGCUACGGCUCCAAGCCUAUGUAGUGUUUUCGUUGUUUUUUUUGGUACCCAAGUGUGUGUUAGUAUGAUACGAAAAGCCGGGAAGGUGCCGCAAACCGAGAUCAAUAUGUUACGAAUUCAGUAAUAGGUUGCAGCAACAAGCGAUUUGUGACGUAAGCGGCGCAAUGCGGCAAUAUUGGAAGUUUUCCGAUUGCAGUUGCUCUUUUGUUUGUCUGUUAUUGAAAUAGGGGUGUACAUCAAUAUGAAUAUAACUAUAAAACGUAAGUCUGUACAAUAAACCGACAACUUCUCAAUUUUGACGUUUACAUUAUUCAUGACCGAGUUUACAUUUAUCCAUUGUAGUAAUUGUUAAGAAGAUUUAACGAGCAGUUGUGAAAUUUGUUAGAGAACACCCCCUAAAAAGAUGUAACCUGCCAAAAGGGCUAUUAUGGUUGAUUCGAUUAUUGUUGUAGGGGUGCUAUUAAAAAAAGUUAAGGAAGUAGCUCUGCAAGGUAUAUUAAACCAA